AUGAAAGAAAACGUCUUCCGUGGGGCGGCAGGACCUGAGGUUGACGACGCCUGGAAAUCUCUGGGUACAGACUAUCUCCCUAUAAUUCUGCCUGAGAACGAAGCAGAAGAAUACGGUCUGCGUCUUGGGCAAGUCAAGAGACGGCAGGAUCAAGGUGGUGGAUUCUUUGCAAAUGUUGAAGUGCUGCAUCAUUUGCACUGCCUUAAUCUACUUCGAAAAGCGUCACACUUCAGUUAUGAAUAUUAUCAUUCCCAAGGAGAAGGUCCAUUCGCAAACGACGAUGAGGUUAUUUGGCUACACUUUGGGCAUUGCUUGGAUAUUCUUCGGCAACAGCUUAUGUGUAGCGCAGGCGUUGGAGUCUUUGGGCAAUAUUGGAUUGCUGAUCCUCCGGGCCCAUUCGUUGACUUCAACACCAAGCACAAAUGCAAAAACUUCGGCGCGAUUCGUGAAUGGGCAGAGAAGAACCAGGUGACGGAAGAAGAUAAUAGUCGUGUAGAAUUUCGCCCCGGAGAUAUCGUUUUGCCUGAAAUCCCAUGA
Molecule: messenger RNA, 537 nt
Organism: Glarea lozoyensis ATCC 20868
Lineage: Eukaryota; Fungi; Ascomycota; Leotiomycetes; Helotiales; Helotiaceae
Exons: 4
Coding region: 1-537 (178 amino acids)
Biological process (GO): mycotoxin biosynthetic process
Source: RefSeq, a predicted model, not a curated record